AUGUAGCUUUACUUGGCUUCAUCAAAGUAUCUAAUAGCAGUAGUACGUAGUAAUUCCUAGAGAAUAUCAAACCCAUUUUUCAAGUAGUAAAGUGAUAAAUCAGAAAAAUCUUGCAUUCUUUUUUAAUAAAGUAAAGAGUCUAGAAACUAUCUGUUCCUUCUUAAAGAAGAGUCGAGAUUAAGAUUAGUCUGCUAAAUGAAGCUUAUAAUAGAAUAUAUUGCACUACUUUGUCCUUAGAAUAGAAUACCAUCCAUUGCUUUUUCGCAAAGCGCUGCUCUAAUUGCAUUAGUUGCUAAGAAUGUAAUGUUGCAUAACCCAGGCCCCUCAAUAAUAUCAAUAUUUUCUUUUGCCUCUAUUAAAUAAUCGGGUAAAUUCCUUCUUAAUUGA
Stylonychia lemnae is the source of this 387-nucleotide messenger RNA. Lineage: Eukaryota; Ciliophora; Spirotrichea; Sporadotrichida; Oxytrichidae. The record is from the annotation of a GenBank genome assembly.